Molecule: messenger RNA, 1134 nt
Organism: Penicillium bovifimosum
Lineage: Eukaryota; Fungi; Ascomycota; Eurotiomycetes; Eurotiales; Aspergillaceae
Product: esterase/lipase family protein
Exons: 6
Coding region: 1-1134 (377 amino acids)
Source: RefSeq, a predicted model, not a curated record
AUGUACGGGAUUCGAGAGUUAUACCGUCCGGUUGAUGGUUCAGUUGAAGUUGACAUAGUUGCCGUUCAUGGACUCAAUGGUCACGCAACGGAGACAUGGACGUCCAAGCAGGGCACAUGCUGGUUGAGUGAUCUAGCUUUCCUGCCAAAAUAUAUCCCGCGUGCCCGGGUUUUAGUGUGGGGCUAUAAUGCAAGCAUCGCGUCCUGGAACGGGAAGACACCCAGCUCGGACAGGGUUUUACAACAUGCACAGACAAUGGUCUCGCAGCUCGAAGCCGAUAGAGAUCUCGAAGAUGCAGCGGAAAGACCAAUCAUCUUUCUAUGCCAUUCUCUCGGUGGUAUAAUAGUCAAAAGAGCGUUGGCUUAUGCAGAGAGUCGGCCCAAACUCGCACAUAUCUACUCAAUCUACACCUGUACAUUUGCUAUCCUUUUCUUCGGCACCCCACAUCAUGGAUCGAGCAAAGCCAAUCUUUUUGGUAGCCUGCAGAAGCUCGCAACACUUGCGGUACCAAAGACUGCCAUGGAGUUCGAGUCGGGACUGGUGAACGCACUCGAAAAAGAAUCUGAGAUAUUGCAGAAUAUUACCGAUCAGUUUGCCCCACUGAUGCCUAACUUCCGCAUUUUCUUUUUCUGGGAGCAGGAGAAGACCAAUCUCAAAUACAAAAGAGACUAUAUCGUGGAAGAAACAAGUGCAGCGCCAAUCCUCGACAAUACUGAAAGAUGCGGCAUCGGUGCAGAUCAUCAAGGAAUGUGCAAAUUCCACAGCCCAGCUGAUCAAGGGUUUAGAACCGCAGUGGCAGCACUACGGCGCUAUACACGAGAUGCACCUAGUGUGAUUCAGCGGAGGUAUCAGAGGUCUGCGGACGUGCAACGAGAUGAGAAAAUGCUCCAGGCUGCAGAGCUACUGGGAACAAUUCCACCUCGAGUUCCGGGCUCCUGUCAAAACUUUUCACGUUCUCUUGAAGCUGCGGACAGUGUCUUUCUUGGGAAAGCCAGGGGCCCCCCAUCUAGUGCUCAUCAGGGAUCAAAUCUUAAAGACUUGAUCGAGGGAAAGGAGCCUGCGAGACCUGAGCCAGCUCAUGUGGCGGGCCAUGAGCAUAAGCAGGUGGAGGUUGACAUUAAGGAUCACUACUGA